This is a messenger RNA of Dibothriocephalus latus, 1203 nucleotides long. The record is from the annotation of a GenBank genome assembly. Lineage: Eukaryota; Metazoa; Platyhelminthes; Cestoda; Diphyllobothriidea; Diphyllobothriidae.
AUGACAACGGACGAGGCGACAACAGAAAAUCAGGAGGCAGAGCAAGCCACGGUAUGCCGGGAAUUCUGGGAUAGCUACUUCCGCGUACAAAUUGUGCAGACUUGCAAUUUCACUACUAAGGGAGACUUGCCUCCGGUGCAUAGGACAAAGUUCUGGUCACCAAUUCCUCUCUCCUUCCUGGCAGCCAUUUCCAACCUCGUGACGUUUAUUCUUCUCAUUCAAGUUUGGCGGAUUCUAACCCAUUCUCGAGGUUCAGCGAGUGGUCAACGAAUUGCCCCGCAUCACGUGCUGUUUGCCUUGGUAUCUCGAUGGGAACGACGUCCAAAAACGAUGCACAUCGGCCUUAUUGUGUUCUGUUUCUUUGAAACAAUCUGUCACGUGGGGAUUACUGCUGGACAGGGUCUGCACCUCUAUAUAUGGGACCAGCUCACGUGCCAUCCAUUCCCAGCACCAGUUAAUGGUACGUUUACACCAACACUUACUAUUCUGCCAGUCUUGGGUAGUUUUCUUAACUGGCUGCGAGACGGCGGCAUUUGUAGUCGCAACUGGACUAUUACAAUCAUCACGCUGACUAGGGCUGAAAUUGUUAUCUGGCCCCUAGCCACUCGCACCUACCAGCGUUGUCUUCGCAGGCGUCGGAUGUUUUUCGGCUUGUUGACACUGUUCAUUCUGCUGUCCUUUCUACUUGGUGGGAUUCGCAGGAUGGACCGUGAGAUGAUGGUAUGUUACAGCAAACAGUUUCGAUCAUACUGCACAUGGGACCGUCCAUACUUGGAGAAUUUAAACUUUCAAACUGUCUACUUCAGCUUUCAGAUAAUCAUACCCUGGCUGCUCAUCCUCCUUGCUACAAUCGUAAUUGUGGUCCAUUUGAAAUCUGCAGGGAAUCCUUUAGCAAGACGUAGCAGCCAUCAAGCUUGUUCAUCUCCACGAAGGACUGCUUUUCAGCGUGCUUCCUAUUCUGUCUUCCUGCUGGCCCUCCUAUUCACCAUCUGCGAAUUUCCCACGUUUGCAAUGUUCACCUACUACAUCCUGGGGGACCCAAAUGCUGACAUGUUUGUGUGGGACACAACUGCGCUCAUAUUCCUUCAAAUUGAUUCCCUAUCGAACUUUUUUCUCCUUGUUCUAACAAUGCCAACACUUAGACGCCUUUUGCAAUGCAAAACGUGCGUUUUUCCAUGUAAAUUACUGUCAGCGAGAGGCUAA